CACUGGGCCUGCGGCCUGGUUGCUAGGCGGAAGCGGAGCGCGGCGGCGGCUGCCGGGGCGUUUGAAAAGCGUCCGAGCCGGCGGCAAAAGACCCCGCUUCUGGCCGCGGCCGCCACCAUGGUCUCCAAGUCGGACCAGCUGCUCAUCGUCGUGUCCAUCCUAGAAGGUCGCCAUUUCCCCAAACGUCCAAAGCAUAUGCUUGUAGUAGAAGCAAAGUUUGAUGGAGAACAAUUGGCUACUGAUCCUGUGGCUCAUACUGACCAGCCGGAAUUUGCUACUGAGCUGGCCUGGGAAAUUGAUAGGAAAGUGCUUCAUCAGCACAGGUUACAGCGCACUCCUGUCAAACUCCAGUGCUUUGCUUUGGAUCCUUCAACUUCUGCCAAGGAAACCAUAGGUUACAUUGUUCUGGACUUGAGAACUGCUCAAGAAACAAAGCAGGCACCAAAAUGGUACCAGUUGCUGAGUAAUAAAUACACCAAGUUCAAGUCUGAGAUACAGAUAAGCAUCACUUUGGAAACAGAUACAAAGGCACCAGUGGAUAGUUUUAAAGCCAAGGGUGCCCCUCCUCGUGAUGGAAAAGUACCUACCAGCCUAUCUGGACUUGACCCAAAGGACAUUGUAGCAGUGCUCAAUGAGGAGGGAGGCUACCAUCAGAUUGGACCAGCAGAGUAUUGUACUGACUCUUUUGUUCUGUCAGUGACUAUAGCAUUUGCCACCCAGUUGGAGCAGCUAAUUCCAUGUAACAUGAAACUUCCAGAAAGACAGCCUGAGUUUUUCUUCUACUAUUCUUUACUGGGAAAUGAUGUUACAAAUGAACCCUUCAGUGAUUUGAUCAACCCAAACUUUGAACCAGAGAGAGCAUCUGUUCGCAUACGUAGCAGUGUAGAAAUUCUUCGUGUUUACCUGGCUCUUCAGUCUAAACUACAAAUCCAUCUCUGCUGUGGAGACCAGUCACUUGGAAGUACAGAAAUACCUUUAAAUGGAUUACUGAAAAAGGGCAGCACAGAAAUUAACCAGCACCCUGUCACAGGAGGUGCUUUUACCCUUGACCCUCCAAACAGAGCCAAGCAAAAGCUCGCCCCUAUUCCUCUGGAGCUUGCCCCAACUGUGGGAGUGUCUGUUUCUCUGCAGAGAGAAGGCAUUGAUUCUCAGUCUUUAAUUGAAUUAAAGACCCAGAAUGGACAUGAGCCUGAGCAUUCAAAGAAGAGAGUUUUAACCCCCAUUAAGGAGAAGACACUUACUGGACCAAAAUCAUCAAGCACGUCCCCUGUUCCGCCUCACAACCAGACACCUCCAACCAAAGAUGACGCAACAGAAAGUGAAGUGGAAAGCCUACAGUAUGAUAAGGAUACAAAACAAAAUCUAAAGGGCAUUAGUUCCUCUGUACCUGCUUCACUGGCUCAGGCAGUGAUUGCAUCCCAUGCUUCAGAAACAACUUCAGGACAGAAGAUUGCUGUUCCAUCAACAGCACAUCAUUUUUGCUUUUCCAUAGACUUAAGGAGUGUUCAUGGCUUGGAAAUUGGUUAUCCUGUCAACUGUGUAUUAAGGUACUCAUAUCCAUUCUUUGGAAGUGCAGCUCCUAUUAUGACUAAUCCUCCUGUAGAAGUUCGGAAAAACAUGGAAGUCUUUCUUCCUCAGUCUUACUGUGCAUUUGAUUUUGCAACUCUGCCUCAUCAACUGCAAGAUACAUUCUUACGUAUUCCAUUGCUGGUUGAAUUGUGGCACAAGGAUAAAAUGAGUAAAGAUUUACUCCUGGGAAUUGCAAGAAUCCAGCUUUCUAACAUCUUGUCUUCAGAAAAAACUCGCUUUUUAGGCUCCAGUGGUGAACAGUGUUGGCGUCAAACUUACAGUGAAAGCGUACCUGUCAUAGCAGCACAAGGGUCAAGUAACAGGAUUGUAGAUCUGUCUUACACAGUGACUCUAGAAGAUUAUGGACUAGUAAAAAUGCGUGAGAUUUUUGUCUCUGAUUCAUCUCAGGGUGUACCUGCAGUACAACAGAAGCCAUCUUCUCUUCCUCCAGCACCCUGUCCUUCAGAGAUUCAGAUGGAGCCUCGGGAAACCUUAGAGUACAAAGCAGCACUUGAGCUAGAAAUGUGGAAGGAGAUGCAAGAAGACAUUUUUGAAAAUCAGCUGAAGCAGAAGGAAUUGGCUCAUAUGCAGGUUCUUGCAGAGGAGUGGAAAAAAAGGGACCGAGAAAGAGAAUCACUUGUAAAGAAAAAGGUGGCUGAAUAUAGUAUUCUAGAAGGAAAACUUCAAAAAACUCUACUUGAGUUAGAGAAGCGAGAGCAGCAGCUUGCCUGUGCAGAAUCAGAGCUUCAAAGAGAGAAAAAGGAGCUGCAGUCAGAACGGGAACGGAACCUGCAAGAACUUCAGGACUCCAUCCGCAGGGCCAAAGAGGACUGUGUUCACCAAGUAGAGCUGGAAAGACUAAAGAUGAGGCAGCUAGAAGACGAUAAACACCGGCUUCAGCAGCAGAUUAAUGAUGCUGAAAAUAAGUAUAAGAUUUUAGAAAAAGAGUUUCAACAGUUCAAGGAUCAGCAAAGUAACAAGCCAGAAAUCCGUCUACAGUCUGAAAUAAAUCUUCUCACCUUGGAAAAGGUUGAACUUGAGAGAAAGUUGGAAUCUGCAACUAAGUCUAAACUGCAUUACAAGCAGCAAUGGGGACGAGCACUGAAAGAACUUGCCAGACUUAAACAGAGAGAACAAGAAAGUCAAAUGGCUCGUCUUAAAAAACAGCAAGAGGAACUGGAGCAGAUGCGACUGCGUUACCUAGCUGCUGAGGAAAAAGAUACAGUAAAAACUGAGCAACAAGAAUUGUUGGAUAUAAGGAAUGAAUUGAACAGGUUAAGGCAACAAGAACAAAAACAGUGCCAGGAUUCCAGAGAGAUUGCGAGUGGAAAAACGGAUGGCCCCCAUGGCUUGGCAUUUGAAGACGGUCUAGAUGACUAUUUGACUCGCCUAAUAGAAGAAAGAGAUACUCUGAUGAAGACGGGUGUGUAUAAUCAUGAGGACCGAAUAAUAAGUGAGCUUGACCGACAGAUCAGAGAGGUUUUGGCUAAAAACAGUGCCAGUAAUUAAUGACAUUUGGAAAAUCCAGAGACUCCAGGUCUAAAUUUUAAUUUCAUUGUAAAACCCUCAAAAGAAGGGAAAGUGGAGAUUUUUAAAUGCUACUUUCAGCUUUUAUAAGCUGAAUUUUGUAUGUUACUGUAUAGUAUUUAUUUGAUUGUAUUUACUUUAUGCUACCUCUCUCCUGCUGGUUUUAAUUGUAGCUGCAUUUUAUAUACUCAUUUGAAUGACUUUUUCAGUGUUUCCUGGUCUUUAAUCUGAUGGCUAACUUUCAAAAUAGCUUUUCACUAAGUUUGCUCUAGAGAAAUGAUUGCAGUAAUUUCCAGUUAUAUAAUUUUUCAUGUUGAGCCAAAAGAGGAUAUGUUGCACUUUAAAGAUGUUGUGUCCUGUUCUAUUUGAUUGUAAAUAUCUUAAAAGUUGAGGCCAGUUCUAAAUGUAGCCAUUUUUAACUCAUUUUAUAGGACCUGUCUUUUUCCCUUAACCUGUAAUAUUUGCAAAUGACAAACUUGAAAACAAAGCAGUAUCAGUGCAGAGAAGCCAUAUUUGUAGUGGGUCACCCAUUAGCCAUUUUGUUUAAAUACAGUCACUACAGAUUAAGCUUGCUUUAAGAACUUCGAAUUGUCAAGUUUUAGUGUUCUUUUAGAAAAGGAGUUAAUAGCCUUCUCUGUCAUUCUCCUGCUCAAGAUUGCUUUGCCUCUUGUUAAAAUUAGAUGUUUUUUAUUUUUCAGUAAUAGAGAAGUACUAGCUAGUAAACCCUUUGUAAUAGAGUAUGGAAACAGACACAAAAGCUUUAGUGAAAAAAACAAGUGAAUCUUACCUAUUCUUUUACUCCCUCCAAUUUUAAUCAUUCUUUUUCACAAGUUGAUGAGAUGAAGUCCUUGGAUUCAUGCAGUGCCACAUCUGUGUAAAUUUUAAAGUCCUUUUACAUCAUACUCUUCACAGUCAACUUUUGUCCUCAAAGCAACAUUUUCCAAAUCCUUUUACAUAGUACUUGAAAAAGUUUACCAGCAAAUUCACAAGUUAGGUUGGGUCUUAAAAUAUAUGUAGUUAAAAAAUUCUGAUUUCCAAAUAUAAUAAGUUUAAAGUUUACUUUAGGAAGCACAUACUGUUAGCCAAUAACUUUAAGAAAAGCAGAAUAGGUUAUCUGGUAAUGUUAAUUUUUCUGUUAUUUUCAGCAAAGGAUAUUUCUUGUUUGGGAAAUUAAAGUCCUAUAUACAUUAUUUGUAUUUUUUCUUUUAUUAACAAACUAUUAAUCUCCUAAAAAAUCCCAGCAAUAAAUAACAGAAAGAAGUUACUGAAUGAGAGGGUAAUGAAUCAUUUAAUCAUAGCAGAAAUUUGAAAGAUUAAUUAUAGUUAGAUAUCUUCCCUCACUGAUUUUUAUGUCACAUGAAUCAAACAAAAGUAUUCUUUAAGUAAAAUACUGGUUUACCUUCACUUACAUUGUGUGAUGCCUGUAACUUUUCAAACACUAGAGGGGGCCUUAGAUUCAAAGAAACAAGGAUUUUUCUAAAAUGUGUGGUUUAUUUACCUUCUGGAAAGCCGUCUUUUGGCUACUGUAAUUUGACAAAUAAACUCAUCAUUGUAUUCAUAUUUAAGCUCUUGAGUAGUCUAUUUUGUUACCAAACAGAGUAGGCAAAGUACUUGACUCAUCCUCUUUCAAGUCACUUUGUUGGUUUUAUUUUUUUCUCAAGUGCUUACAUUGCAAAUACUUUUAUAUAUCUUAGAAUUAGGACAGUGUGAAAUUUUAACAUUCUUUCAUAGCCUUUCAGCCACAGCCAUACCAUUUGUAAGUGGCAUUUUACAUAUUUAUGCUGAUUGCUUUGCGACACUGUUGUCAGUGCCCAUACAUUAACGAGUGUGACCACUGUAGAUAAGUGGUGGGGUAGGUAGGUGAACAGGCUUCUUAAUUACACAUGCAGUAGGAGUGUAUAUUUUCAUCACAUAUUUUAAGGUGAAAUAAAAUUACCCUUAAAAUCUUCAUGCUUAUUUUCAUAGAGAAAGUGCAUAGUUUCCACAUCUAAGGCUGGCAUGUUCUAUAUGAGAGGGUAUGUCAUGUCGACCAAGUAUACCUAGUACUGUAUCCAUGUAAGCUUUCUUUACAGGAGUAUCCCAGUAAUUCUGUCUGGAUGGAGUUCUGUUGCUUCAAGCGGAAGUGGGCAGUUGAGUAUGGUUAAGGAUGUAAGGAGCUUAACACAAACUGCAGGGGAAGCAGUCUAGUCUGACCUGAUGAUUUUCAGCUCUCCUUAUUGCUCUCUCCAUAGACUUCCCAGCCUAAAUCUGCAUUCACAGAGUGCUCAGAUACUUGUCUUUGGCCACCACAGAAUGAACUGACCUGUUUCUUACAGGCUGUAGGAAGGAUCCACCAGUAGAUUUUAAAGCACGGUUCCAUUACCAUUGUGUCUGGCUUGACUGUGAUUUUUUUUAACUGAUAUAGUGAUAUACUAUUUAAAAAUUACCAUUUUACAGUAUACGAAUCCAUGUUUUUUUUUAUGUUCACAAGGUUAUGCAACCAUUAUCACUAUCUAAAACAUUCUCAUCAUCCCUAAAACAAGACCCUGUACUGUUAAGUCACUCCCCAUUUUCCCCUGUGCUCAGCCUUAGUAACCACAGAAAGUAAUCUACCUUCUUUCUCUAUGUAUUUGCCUAUUCUAGACAUUCCAUAUAAAGGGAAUCCCAAAUUUGAUAUUUAAAAUUUAAAGAUAUUGGAAAACCUAAAGUAUAAUUUUUCUAUGACUAGUAUCUAUAGAAUAUAAUAUAUAGCAUUUUAUAGAUGUUGAAUUAAAUGAUAGA
This is a messenger RNA of Castor canadensis (American beaver), 5856 nucleotides long. RefSeq names its product centrosomal protein 120 (gene Cep120). Gene Ontology annotation, cellular component: centrosome. The record is from RefSeq and is a predicted model, not a curated record. Gene Ontology annotation, biological process: positive regulation of centriole elongation; interkinetic nuclear migration. NCBI's taxonomy places the organism in Eukaryota, Metazoa, Chordata, Mammalia, Rodentia, Castoridae.